CAUUGAUGAUGUAUCACAUCCACGGUUGCUGCUAGGAGGGACGAUUUGAGACACUCUCGCGAGAUUUUAACCAUUACCAUAAUAGUAAUCUAACUCUAAAUUUAACCCUAACCUCGCGAGAGUUCGUCUCUCCGGCUGAUCCAACCUAGCAUUUAGCAUAACAGAGGGGGGAGGAACUUUGACCCGGUGCUCCAGCCCGAGUUAGCAGCUAUUUUUCUGUAUUAUUUUCAUAUUUUUUUGUGUGUUGUUUCAUAUGCAGAAGGAUGUGGUUUAUUUAUUUACUGAGCUGGUUGUCGUUGGUGAUCCAGAUAUCCUUCGUCACUCUUGCAAUAGCUGCUGGCCUGUACUACUUGGCAGAACUAAUAGAAGAAUACACAGUAGCCACCAGUCGAAUAAUAAAGUACAUGAUUAUGUUUUCGACAGGCGUGUUGGCAGGUCUUUACAUUUUUGAAGGCUUCCCGGUGUUGAUGGUGGCGGUCGGCCUCUUCACCAACCUGGUGUACUUCGGCCUCCUGCAGACCUUCCCCUACAUACUGCUGAGCUCCCCUAACUUCAUCCUCUCCUGCGUGUUGGUCGUGGUGAACCAUUACAUGGCCUUCCAGUACUUUGCACAAGAGUAUUAUCCAUUCUCAGAGGUGUUGGCGUACUUCACCAUCUGCCUGUGGGUGAUCCCCUUCGCCUUUUUUGUGUCACUGUCAGCGGGAGAAAAUGUGCUUCCAUCCACCAUGCAGCAAGGAGAUGAUGUGGUGUCUAAUUACUUCACCAAGGGCAAGAGGGGGAAGAGGUCUGGGAUCCUCCUCGUGUUCUCUUUCCUCAAGGAGGCAGUGCUGCCCAGCCGACAGAAAAUGUACUGAGGAGCUGGACUCGGGGUGCAGCCUUAGGGGGCUCGGGGGUGUGUGAGUGUGUGUACGCUAGGAGAUGGAAGGGGAAGCAGGAAGGACUGUGGAAAUGGUUUCUGGAUGGGACUAAAAUGAAAGCGGAUGAUGAAGCAGUGGGAGGAAGAGCACUUGAAGAGGACGGACCAAUGAACGGAACAGAGCUUCCUGCUGCCGGACGAGCCGACGAGUUUACACAGGCCAUGUUCGUCUGUCUUUGUCUUUCUGUUUGUCUGUACUGACUGCCAACAACAUCUACUAGAGACCUUACUGAGGGGGGGGGGAUCUCGUCUGUAGCGCAACGCUUUCUUAUCGUCACGUUGGACUCCUCCAUUUUUUUUUUUUUUUAAACGUUGGUAUUAAAGUAUGUAUGUGUCUUAAAUUAACAACCACCAAAUACCUAUAAAUUUGGACUUUGGUAGGUACAUCAUUAUCGAUUUUGAGAUGACAUCUUCAUCAGGAGACCAAAAUCGACGAGUAAAAACUUUUAAAGUCUCCUCAGAUGACAAACAGUGGCUUGGAGAUAAGUGAGACAGAUUAAAAGGUCCUUUUCGGCUGAAUCCUGAAGUCCAAACUUGGAUUUUUUUUUUUGGUGUAAAGCGACCCUAGAAAGUGUUUCAGUGGCAAACCAGCUGCAGGAAAAAAAUGCCACAGGUCGCCAUGCAAGUGCUUAUUAGGAUUAUUUUAAAUGAGCAAAAGCAAUGUCUACGUGUCUCUAAGUUGUUAUCAGCUGACAUCCUGCUCCGAUUACAAGGUGUGACAUGGUAUAAAUACUCUGUCUAAUAAAAGUGGGGUAAUAAAGGCACUUUCUUACUUUUUACAAUUGAAACACCCACAAAUUAAGGUGAGCUCUGGAGGAUCUCUCCUCAUUCCGAGUCAUUGGCAUGUGGCCACA
Molecule: messenger RNA, 1770 nt
Organism: Thunnus maccoyii (southern bluefin tuna)
Lineage: Eukaryota; Metazoa; Chordata; Actinopteri; Scombriformes; Scombridae
Gene: tex261
Product: testis expressed 261
Exons: 6
Coding region: 264-854 (196 amino acids)
Biological process (GO): endoplasmic reticulum to Golgi vesicle-mediated transport
Cellular component (GO): endoplasmic reticulum membrane; COPII-coated ER to Golgi transport vesicle; Golgi membrane
Molecular function (GO): COPII receptor activity
Source: RefSeq, a predicted model, not a curated record